AUGACGACGGCGCUCGGGAAGUUGACGGUGCUUGAGACCCUGUACCUUCGCGAUAACCACCUGACCGGAAGCAUCCCGAAGGAGCUAGGUGCUCUAGGCAAGCUGAAGCUGCUUUGGCUCUCCAUCAACAACCUUACUGGACACAUUCCCAAGGAGUUAGGGGAUCUGAGCAGGCUGGAGAGGCUUCGGCUUGGCGGCAACCAGCUGGACGGCGGAAUCCCGGCGUCACUAGGACAGCUCGACAAGCUGCAGAAACUCUUUCUCAACCACAACAGGCUGAGCGGCCCAAUCCCAAAGGAUCUCGGCUACCUUCGGGCCCUCACGCACGUCGCUCUGUUCGACAACGAGCUCACCGGAAAACACGACUGUUAA
Messenger RNA from Ectocarpus siliculosus, 372 nucleotides. The record is from the annotation of a GenBank genome assembly. NCBI's taxonomy places the organism in Eukaryota, Phaeophyceae, Ectocarpales, Ectocarpaceae.